Molecule: messenger RNA, 345 nt
Organism: Trichomonas vaginalis G3
Lineage: Eukaryota; Parabasalia; Trichomonadida; Trichomonadidae
Product: eukaryotic protein of unknown function, DUF872 family
Exons: 1
Coding region: 1-345 (114 amino acids)
Cellular component (GO): endomembrane system
Source: RefSeq, a predicted model, not a curated record
AUGAAGGACGAAAAAAGAAAAGACGCAAAGAAUUCGAUAUUGCAGAUAUACAACAUCUGGCCAAACUUUAAGGCCUGGUGUGCUGCCGGUGAUCCACCUCCAAAAACUCAAGUCAAAUCCCUUUAUUUAAUGGUAUUCUUAUUAAUCUUCGGCUUUUCCACCGGAACAGUAUGGUUCCUUUCAGCAUUUGACAUCAAAUUCGUAGGACAAAUAGAACAUUUAUGGAUUUUAUUCCUACUUUCUUUCUUGACACUUACACCAGGUUUAUAUGCACUUUUCAUUUCCUACCACUGCUGGAGACGCCACAGAGGCUAUGAUUGGUGGAUUAUUCCACAUUUCGAGUGA